AUUAGAAUAAAUGACUAAUUACAUGGAUCCUGAAGAAGAUGAUAAAGAAAUUAUUGAUUCCAUUCUUAAUGGUACCUUUUACUUAAUAGAAUUACAGCUCUCGAAAGUGAUGAAGAGAGAUCCUUCUCUCCAUCAAUGACAAGAUCUGAAACUAACAGGACUUAUUCUCCUUAAAUUGUACGACACUAAAAAUAAUUAUAGUAAUUGUAUUUUAACAAUAUAGAUAUUCAUUAAAUAAAAUACAAAGCCCAAUCAUUGGAUUUAAACUUGAUUGUUGGGCAAUGCAAUCAUUUUCAUUGGAUGACGAUCCAUACCUUGAUGGAGAUUUAGUAUUUAUUAUCAUCAAAAUAGAUUCUUAAAUGUAAAGAUCAAUAAAACAGCAGAAAAAUUUAAAGCUUGUUUGAAAAAGGAGAUCCCGAAUAAAAAGAAUAAAUUUUUAUAAAAAUAUUACCUGGAAUAGUUCAAUUAGCUAAUGAUAUAUUUGGAAAUUACGUUGUUUAAAGAAUCUUAGAAUAAGGCAAUUAAAAAUAAAGAGAUUUAAUCUUUGAUUAAUUAUCUUAAUCUAUUUUAGUACUCAGUUACAACACUUAUGGAUGCAGAGUGGCUUAGAAAUUAUUAGAAAUUUCUUAUAAUACUGAUAAAUUCCAAAAAAUUUUUACAAUUCUUUCAUCUUAAAUUAGAAAUCUUGUUGUAGAUAUUAAUGGAAAUCAUGUUAUAUAAAAAAUUGCUGAAUUGAUGAAAGAAUAAAAGAUUGAUUGGUUAAUUGAAGGAGUUUUAGGAUAGAUCUAAAAGUUAUCAAAUGACUCUCAUGGUUGUAGAUUAAUUUAACAAAUCUUAGAAUAGUCUUCAAUGCCUUAAGUAUAUUAUUUGUUCUAUAUUCCUAAAUUAGUUAAAUUAUGUCUAUAAAGAAUUAUUAGCUUUAUAAGAUGAAUUAUGUUUAUCAUAAUAUGGAAACUAUAUUAUUUAAAUUCUACUUUACAAAGGCCCUUUUGAAGUUUCUCAAAAAAUCCAGGCUAGUAUUAUUAGAAAUUUAGAAAAACUUAGUUGUGAUAAAUUUGGAAGGUAUAUAUGAAAUUCAUUUAUUAGUAAUGUGGUUGAUAAAUGUGUAAAUAUUUCUUCAUUUGUGAGAAAAGAAAUCCUAAAAAUAUUCAUUAACAAUAUGAAUGUUUUCUAUAGAUUAUCUAAUAAUUGUUAUGGGAAUUAUGUCAUAUAAAAUUUUUGUAAAUAACUUGAUUAUAAUUAACUUUUAAAAAUAAAUCCAGAACCUAAUUAACUUAAUACUUAAUUUGGCUAGCAUGUACUUUAAACUUUAUAAAAAUUGAAAAAUUGA
This is a messenger RNA of Paramecium sonneborni, 1330 nucleotides long. The record is from the annotation of a GenBank genome assembly. NCBI's taxonomy places the organism in Eukaryota, Ciliophora, Oligohymenophorea, Peniculida, Parameciidae.